AAAUUAAAUUGGUGUGGCCUAAUCUGCUAAAUUUUACGUCUGAACCCGCGUUGUUUAAUGUUAGUCUAGUGUAGACUGGGUUUAAACAAACAUCCUUGGUUCAUUGAAUUGUGCCUACUUAUGAAUAGUGUUUAUGAGGCGAGGUGACUAGUUGGGGAACCCCCUAUACGUCAUCGUUUCUCGUGACAAUGAACUCAUUCCUACUCGAGACGGCUGGGCUAACACAGGGACAGGUGGUGCAUUGUUCACACCAAGGCAUAAACAUCUCUGAGUGGGAAGUCAAGAUUAUUAUCGAGUCAACCUGGGAAAGCGUUGUGGGCGAUAGUUUGGGAACAGCACGAAGUAAAGCGUAAAAAUAUUGGUCCAGUCUGAAAAUGGUAGUCUGCAGUAGACAGCAACUAAAAAGGAAUAAUUUGACCACGAUAAAGUUCAUUUUCUCGUGCUGUUAACGUUAAUAUUAAUUACCCUUACCGAGGCACACUCCCCUGGCCAAUUAUUUAGUAAUCAUUUUUACCAGUCUUACUACAACGUACAAGUAUCGUGUAGGAAGGCCUGGUGCAGGCUAUAGAAAUGAUGUUAACAUCCUCAAGUAAGUAGCAAACUAGAGCUAGUAGCAAACAAGACAUAUAUUUUAUAUGAAUCGGAAAGAGACGGCUAGCAAACAAUAUUUACGUUUUGGCAGAGAGCCAUCCGUGACGUCAGCAUGUACGUCACCGUCGCCAUGGGAACGGAGAGGGACAGCACUACCCAAAAAUAGAAAUGAUUUCACUUCAUUUUCUUUCGCUUCGUUACUUUCAGAUAGAACUAGUAAAGAGGUCCUACGCACCAUCAUCACUUCUGUUAGCUGAUUUGUGAACUCUACUAGUAACAUACAACUAUGGCGGACCAGAUCUCGGUUGAUCUAGCCGGAAGGGGACUAUCGGAAAUUCCGGACGACAUUUUCUCUCAGACCACGGUAGAAAUGAUCAACCUACGUCACAACAAGAUCAAAACGCUACCGACAAACUUUGGACUUUGCUUCGGGGCGACUUUGAAGCGACUCUGGCUCUGGGGCAACCGGUUUACAGAAUUUCCCGAAGUCGUGCUGCAACUAUCCAAUCUGGAAAUUCUCGACCUCAGAGAAAACUGUAUCUGUAGACUACCUGCGAAUAUUUCCGUGCUACAGAAAUUGCAGAAGUUAUGGCUGUGUGAGAACAACCUAGACUCUCUCCCGGACAGUAUCUGCGAGAUGGAAAACCUGACAGAAUUCAUGGCUCAUCGUAACAACAUCAGUACCCUGCCUUUUGGCUUCGGACGCUUGAAACUGAAGCAUCUCAACCUAGACAACAACCCUCUGGUACAACCGCCGUUAGAAACAUGCCAGGAAGGUAUCAGUGCAAUAGCCGCCUAUCAGAGAGAGCUAGAGGAAGCUAGAAUGACUGUCUCCGUGCCGCCUUGUCUGAAAAUAGUCGUGCUAGGGAGGCUUAUGGCGGGAAAAACGAGCCUAGUCGCGGCCUUGACGAGGGCAGUGUCUCGUUUGGCGAAAGAGGAAGCUAGAACACACUGUAUGGAGGUGAAGAGAUGGGUUGUGGAACAGUCAGAGCUCGGCAAAAAAAUCGACGCACAAGAGUUUGUGUUUGAGGUCUAUGACGUAGGAGGGCACGACGCGUAUCAGAAUGUACUUCCCUUCUUCGUCUCGGCGCAUGCGCUGCAGGUGUUGGCGGUGGACCUGAGUGAGUACAGGACGGAGGAGUUUGAGGGUAUGGUGGGGUACUGGGUACGGACUGUCACUGCGCGUGCGCCGGGAGCAACAGUCUGUGUGGUGGGAACCAAGACGGACAGACUGGAAUCACAGGAACAGGUUGACAUGGUGUACAAUAAGCUGAAGCACGACAUGGACCAUAUGCUGGCCGCAGAACGCUCCCAGCUCAGACGGGAGAUAGAACGUCUUGAGAAGGUCCUUGAGGAACCGUUUGACUCAGAAAACUCAGGGGCCGACCUCGACGUCCUCUCGGACGCCAAGCGCAGCUCAGUCCGGGAAAGGUUGGCCCACUUGCGGCGAAUGGAGGAACUGCAACCAAAGAUCGUCCUACAGAACACCGUGAGUUCCUCCGACGAGCUUGAGGGCAUCGCGCAGCUGAAGGAAACAAUCCUGUCUUUCUCAACCGACCAGAAACUAUUCCCUAACGUCAGAAGUUCGAUCCCUAAAUCUUGGACUCUUCUGUUGGACCUUUUUGAGUCAGCGAGGGCGAACAACCGUAACAACGCCGAGGCGAGGCUAUGCCUUCCCUUCGACCAGGUGAGAGAGAUGGGCAAGACUGUCAGUCUAAGCGGAGAAAAUCUCACCUCGGCUUUGGUGUACCUCCACGAAACCGGCCGAGUCCUCUACUUCAAGGACAGCCCGUCUCUUCAGAAGUACGUCUUUCACAGCCCGACAGCUCUCAUCCGGGUCCUACGGGCCGUACAGCAUCAUGACGUGGCGCAGCUGUUCGACCCCGCGCACUCCGGGUUCGACUACCUGUCCAACUCUCGUCUGCAGACUGCGCGGGAAAACUUGGACAAGCACGGGCUGGUCAGGACUAAGGAGCUCAAGGUGAUGUUGAGAGAGCAUGUGCGUACCGAGGCAGAGGUGCACGCCGUGCUGUCACUUGUGGAGAAGUUCGGGCUGUGCCACAGGCUGGGUACCGAAGAAAUGUCCGACACUAUAGACCGCCCGACAGAGUGGUACCGGUUCCCCCGCCCCUCUACCACUGUGGACUACAACACCUGGUGUGAGGAAGUGCCGGAGGGGGUGGAGGAACUACAGAUCGGCUGCCGCGUACUCGGGUCCUUCCCUACAGGACUGUUCCAGAGACUGUGUAGUAACGCACACAAGUUCCUCCAGUACAGGUGGGACCGAGCUGACCAGGUUCUGGGCAGCAACGGGACAAGACUAGUCCACUUGCAGCACAGGGGGGACAAGCAGACGAGCCACGACCACAUCACCAUGGCAACCCGGGGGCAAGCCGAGGACGCCCCCGACCUCUGGGCGGCGGUACUGCAGGUCCAUCACGAGUUAGAACUGUUGAUGACGGAGUAUCCCGCUGUCGUUUCCGAGUUUUACGUGACCUGCCACCACUGCUUGAGGGCAGGAGUAGAGGAACCACACCGUUUCCCUGGGACAGUGAUGAAGCGCCCCCACGCGAUUGACAUUGGAACUGUGAGGUGCCCCAUCGCCGACCACGGGCAGGUGAACACAGCACUGGUUCUGCCUCCACAAGAGUGUGACGUCCACGUCUCAGGUCUUGACGGCCCUCGGCAAGUCAUCAAGAAUGUGACCACCAUCAACAACACACAGGUUUACGAGGGCUGUCAGUUUGGCAACAACAAUGAGCUGAUCAUGAACCCACGGGCUCCUGAGAAAUGA
Molecule: messenger RNA, 3385 nt
Organism: Branchiostoma belcheri (Belcher's lancelet)
Lineage: Eukaryota; Metazoa; Chordata; Leptocardii; Amphioxiformes; Branchiostomatidae
Product: malignant fibrous histiocytoma-amplified sequence 1 homolog
Exons: 7
Coding region: 878-3385 (835 amino acids)
Molecular function (GO): protein binding
Source: RefSeq, a predicted model, not a curated record